Molecule: messenger RNA, 4752 nt
Organism: Achroia grisella
Lineage: Eukaryota; Metazoa; Arthropoda; Insecta; Lepidoptera; Pyralidae
Gene: Liprin-gamma
Product: kazrin
Exons: 19
Coding region: 409-3126 (905 amino acids)
Molecular function (GO): protein binding
Source: RefSeq, a predicted model, not a curated record
UAUAGCUACGAUCGCGAUCUACGCCACUCUACACCACUACGCCACUCUACAGUACGUAGCGUAACUACGCCGCUACGGCGCGUCGCGACCUUCCGAAAUAUCUGUGACUGUGUACGAUACCUUAAUUUGUUCAGUGUGUACGCGUAAUCUGUGACAUAGCGUAUGUGAAUAGCAACAACACUAUUGGAGUAAGAUAAUAUUAAAAAGAAAAUAACCGCGAAAGUUGUGCAAUUCAUUAUUCAUAAAGCAAGACAACCGGUGCACACUAAAGUAUCAACGUGGAAAUAGUUUCAUUUCCAUUCGGUCUGUAAGUGGUCAUAGUAACGAGUGGCAGGUGUCACGGAUUGCGGGAACAUGAGGCGGGACGGUGGGGGAGGAUAGCAUGACAGCGCCUGCCACGGCGGCCUGAUGGCGCUAGUGCGCCGUAUACUAGGCGACGCCCAGGCGAAACUACGUAAGAUGGUUGAUGAGCAAGUGUCGGUGGGCGCACGGGUCGAAGCGGAUGCUGAACCCGAGCCCGCCGACCCUCUCAUCACGCCAGCCAGCUCCGCCCUCGAAAGAACCGACUUGGACCCUAGACCAAUUCCUCCAGAACGACGACUCCUUAUUGGUACUCUAGAUAAACGUAAUGGAUCUUUAAACGGCGAUAAAGAUGGAACUAUAAACAGAACUACCAGACUUUCUAUUAGAAAUGGAAAAGAUAAUCCUUUCUUAGAUGAUGACAAUAAAGAAAAUCAAGCAAAUGGCAAAUUAGAAUCCCCAGUUAAAUGGUCAAUACAAAACGGUAGUGAUAGUGGAACAUACGCUGAAAUAGGAACUGGAGGCAACAGUAACACCAGCGAAAGAAAUAUCCUGGACCCGGCGGAUAGUUCUGAAGAAGAAGUUCCAUUACCAGAUGCCACAUCACCAGGAAGAAGUAGCGAUGGCCCAGAACCAAGAGCAGAUAUUACUGCAACCUUGGAUGGAGAAGCGGCGUCCCCUGGCGGUAGAUCUGACAGAUCGCGGCAGGAGGAAGUAUUGGCCUCUCCUGGGAUGCUCACAGCGGCACAGUUGGCCAGAAGGCUGAGGCUAGAGAACGAACGAUUACAGGCGGAGUUAACAAGAGUACGCCGAUUGUUAGUGGCGGCGGCUGAACGAGGUGAAGCUGGUACGGCCUUAAUAGAGCGGGCAAAGGGGGAAGGCGAACAAGAUGCAGCACCUCUUGACCCACAACAGUUAGAAAAAGAGCUGCUACUCGCUAGAGAAGCUGUCAAUUCUCUGAAAGCCGAUAAAAAGCGGCUGAAAGCUGAAAAGUUCGACUUACUGACUCAGAUGAAGCAGCUUUACGCUACACUAGAAGAUAAGGAGAAAGAACUGCGAGACUUUAUACGAAAUUAUGAACAGCGAGGAGAGACGCUGCCGCGAAUGCAUCGUAUGCAUCCUCAUGAAGACUUCCGGAUGAACUCGCAACAAUUGUCGGAAAACUACAACAUAAUGCGCUCAAGAGGCGGUGCAUCAUCGGCUCUGGGUGCAGAGAGAGCAGAACGGGAAAGAGAGAGGGCUGCGUUAUUGCGUCAUGCUCGCGACGAAGCCGAACGUUCGUUGCAACUUGCUGCUGCGCUCAGUGCACGAGAUACCCAGCUUAGACACGCCCGAGAACAAUUAUUUGAGGCGCGUAGGCAGCUCCAAGCCGCUGGAUGCCUGUCAGAGGGCGAGAGCGUUGCAUCUCUUGGAAUAGGGCCACCCAUGAUGCUGGGUGGACCAUCAGGUCUAAUCGGAGAUCGCGGCAGCUGCAGCGCCGACUCAGGUGUCAGAGUAACAGGCAGUAGCGACGGUGGCGCUACCUCAGUUUGCGGUGGCAACCUGUCAGACUCCACAGCGGAGGGCGCACCCCCAACCCUUGAUGCAUACGACACGGACGCAGCCUCGCUUGUAUCAUCUGCACACCACAUUUAUCAAUUGAGCACGCCGCGGGAUUGCAGUCCCACCCUGUCGCCACACAAUAGCGCUUCGCCGUUCACGCGAUCUAUAGACGCCGGAUCACUAUCAAGGUCAGUGGAACAGCUGUCGAGUCCGGGUGAGUGCGAGGCGGCCCUCGUGGGUGGGCUGAGGGCCCGCGGGGCCACCGGCAAGGGCGGCAGAGGACGGGGCUCCGCCUGGGGCUCCAUAUCACGGGUGUUUGCUCGAAGUAGGCACCGCACCAAGUCUGGUAGUGCCGUCGUCAGCGGACACGAGAGCGAACCUGUAUACGCUGGAACAGGAAGCACGACGCGUGCGUGGUCUCCACUUGGUAGCGAAGCUGCCCUGCGUGAAGCAGCCUCAUUACCUUUAGCGCGAUGGCGUGCCCCUGCUAUCAUAGCAUGGCUAGAGCUGGCUCUAGGCAUGCCUCAGUAUGCUGCUGCAGUAGCCGACAACGUCAAAAGUGGAAAGAUCCGUGCUUUGAAUGGGCAGGUUCUGCUCGAGUUAUCGGAUGCGGACUUGGAAGUGGGCUUGGGGAUCACGCAGCCAAUGCACCGCAAGAAAUUAAGACUAGCGAUAGAAGAACGAAGACGACCUGACCUCGUGAGGAAUCCGAGUAUAGGACAGCUGACGCAUGCAUGGGUCGCCGCUGAGUGGUUGCCUGACUUGGGUUUAUCGCAGUACGCAGAGUCCUUCUUGGCAAACUUGGUGGAUGCUCGAAUGCUCGAUACAAUUAGCAAGAAAGAAUUAGAGAAAUAUCUAGGCGUAACAAGAAAAUUUCACCAGGCUUCCAUAGUCCAUGGCAUUCACUUGCUUAGGAUAAUGAAGUAUGACAGACAAGCUUUGGCUGUGAGGCGUCACCAGUGCGAGAACGUCGACGCAGAUCCUUUGGUUUGGACCAACCAAAGAUUCAUGCGAUGGGCUCAUAAUAUUGACUUAGGUGAAUUUGCUGAUAAUCUGAAAGACAGUGGAGUACACGGUGGACUGGUAGUAUUAGAGCCAUCAUUUACAGGAGAAACCAUGGCAACCGCUCUUGGAAUACCGCCAUCCAAAAGUAUUAUACGAAGACAUUUGGUAGCCGAAUUCGACGCUCUCGUAAUUCCUGCAAGGUAUACGAUAUUUUGCCAGGUGGAAGAACUGCAAGUGGAGGCUGCCAGAGCAUCCAUGUUGUCCACAAAACAAAGAUAAAUCGACAAAAAUUAAAAAACUCUCAUUCAAAAAAUAAGUCUUAGCUUCGUUCGACGUCCAGUUUCGUCAAACUGUGUAUCUAUGUAAAAUUUCCUAUAUUUAAAAUGUUUGUAAAGUUGCUAUUUUUACACAAAACAUUUUCUUUGCAAAAAGACAUUUAGAGAUCUUCCGUCGUGACUCGCUCGUUUGUGGGACUUUUUGAUUGGAAAUUUUACGAGCAGUGAAGACUGAUAAGUUAUUGUAGAAACCGUGGUUUGUAUGUAAAGUAAUUGGAAAAGUUAUAGUGAUCGGAACAGUAACAUUCUUUUGUGCCCUUCGCCUUCGUCAAUGUUAGAUUCAAUGUUCUGCAUUGUAACCCCCUAGAGUUCCAACUUGCAGUAGUAUAGAUACGUCACAUCAAUGUUUAUUCGAAAUCGAUAAAUUUGAUAAAUUUAGUAAAUGUAUACAACUUACAAUUAGUUAUAUCGACGUAAAAGCAUAAAAUGCUUCGUAUUAAAUUUAGGGGGUGAAUCAUAACCCAUUCUUAAUAUCUGAGUAAUUAUAUUCAUCGGAAAGGAUUACUUUAAAAUUUUCAUUAAAUUUGAAAAGUAAUUAUAUGUAGAAAUCGAAGAUUAAACCAUUACACAAUAAUUUAUAUUAGAUAUAAAAACAGAACCAUUCACAAUAGCUUUAGGGGUUAUAACAAUAAUAGCAUUUACCCAUACUGUAAGAUAAAAUAUGUUUUUGACUUGUAUACAUUCAUAUUGUAAAGUUGAUAACAUUGUAUAUUAGUUCACUUGUAACGAGAUCGAUUGACAUAUAAAUGUGAAUAAAUCCUGAUAAAAAAUGAUAAUGCCCAAUGGACAUCGAGUCAGAUUCUUUUAUUAUCCAUCACCCCUAACUUGGCGUCCUUGCAUCGAGACAGAACGGUAACGAUCAUUUUAUCGAUAAGUCAUGAAUGCCUCUCUGUCAUCAUCAUUAGAUCGCACUUUAAUCAGGCUCUGUUCACUGUUUCUCCUUCCAUUUAAAUCAUUUUAUUUUGUGGAAAUAAUUUCGAUCACAUCACGGACGUGUCGUGCUUGUCUGGUUUGGUUUCAACAUUUUGAUUAUUAUCAUUAUUGUUAUUUAUGUGAGCUCGCAGAGAACAGUACUGUUUUUCAAGCUCUAAUAAAAAUCUUUAUACCUUGAUUUAUAAUAUUAUACACGAUAUUAUAUUACAGUCAGUACUUUUCUUUGUUUCAAAAUCAAUGUCUACCACGUUCUUUUCUUUCUAAUCAUACAUACUUAUCAUACACCGUCAGCAUGAUUUGUAUUUUCCAGCAAAGUGCAUCAUGCUUUUGAUGUCUAAGCAAAAUAAGAAUAAAUUUAUUCAACAACAAGUUUUUGAAGAGCUUAUUGUGAAUAUAAAGACACGACUAUACGAGUAUGCCAAGCAUAGUGUCUUAAAUGUCUAUAUUAAAACUACGGCACUUGUAAUAAGUGAGCUCCAUAAUGUAAAAUAAUAUCGAAAGUUGCAUGAGAGCUUUUUAUGUGAUAUUACAGUUUUAGUCUAAAAAGAUAUUUUAUUAUCAAAGUAAAAGCAAACAGCGCUCUGCCUGGCUUUCGUUAAUAUAUUGCAUAUUUUCACUGUAUAUGUACAAUAAGAAU